Molecule: messenger RNA, 966 nt
Organism: Perkinsus marinus ATCC 50983
Lineage: Eukaryota; Perkinsozoa; Perkinsida; Perkinsidae
Product: normocyte binding protein 2a, putative
Exons: 10
Coding region: 1-966 (321 amino acids)
Biological process (GO): regulation of alternative mRNA splicing, via spliceosome
Source: RefSeq, a predicted model, not a curated record
AUGCAAGAGGAAGAGCGCUCUUCGGGAUCUGGAGUACCGGGGCAAAGUCUUCCCUUGAUCUCAACACAGGCCUCGUUGUCCAAGAUAGAGAAGACGGAGAUCAGCAACAUGGCGGCCGCUGGUGUAUUCGACUACGAUCAGGAGCAAGAUGAUGAAGAUGAGGUCUCCAGUCUCGACAGCGGCUCGAGUGAACGGCUUCGGCGGGAACGACCAAAAGAGAAGCCGCUAUCGCCAACGAAGGCCCUCAACCGACCAGGGCUCGUCCACGUAACCAAGGAAGGAGCGCUACAUGCCCAGGAUGCUUUCAAGAACAAGCACUCUAAGCAUAUGGAUCAUAUACUGUUGACGGCUGAUCAUCGAGCGAAGGAGACGGACCUGAUAAAAAUGAAAUUCAACCGGAAGGAACGGGAGAAGGCCAAGGAUGAGAUUGGUGACGAAGGAGAGGCCUUUGUCACCGGGGCUUACAUCAAGAAGCAGGAGGAACUGAAAAGGUUUGAGGAGCGCUUGAAAGAGGAGAGCAAAGAACAAGAGGGAGAGAAAAGGAGUAGUCAGAACUUCCUUCGUAAUCUCCUGUCGAGUGGCCGCUUCGCCCGAUCCAAUGCCAAUGAGGCUGAUCGGGAGAGAGCCGACGAGAAGGACCAGGAGAAGGCUGAGGCUUUGGACGACAAGCAGCAGGUUGAUGAAAAGGAGGAAAAGAAGGAAGGGGUACUCAAGGAGGUUGAGGAUAGUGAUGGAGUCAAGUUGGACGCCAUUCCGAAGGUGCUACCACAUCACAUUCCGAAGGAUCGCAGUGGAGCUAUUAUGGGUAGUGAUGAGCAACUGGCCAAACAGGCUCUGCAGGCUAAUAUGAAGGCUCUUGAACAAGUGGAGUCGGCCAUGUCGGCUGAGACCAACCUUGAGGAUCGAGUAAUGAGUGCGAAAGAAAGUCAUAUUGGCUCGAAUAUAGUCAACAUAUCCAGGGCUUGA